UGCAGCUCUAACGUGUGUUGUUUUCGCGGUUUUUAAAUCAAGAAAACAAAUUAAAAGGCUUUGUUUGCAAUUAAACAUGAGUAGCAAAGAGUGGAAACGUCUGGUAAAGUUAGAGUAUAUGAAAAUACGACAACAGAAACGCUACAAACGUGCCGACGAAAUCAAAGAAGCGUGGAUAAAAAAUUGGGACGAGCAUAAUCAUAAUGUGCAGGAUUUGUAUUGCGAAUCGAAGGUUUGGAAGGCAAAGCCCUAUGAUCCACCGCAUGUGGACUGUGUCAAACGUGCUGAGGUGACCAGCUACAAUGGAGUCAACAGUGGGCCGCAACGUGUACCCAUUUGUGUUAUAAACGCUGUCACGCCCAUACCAACUAUGUACACCUGGGCGCCUACACAACAGAAUUUUAUGGUUGAGGAUGAAACUGUUUUGCACAACAUACCCUACAUGGGCGACGAAGUGCUCGACAAGGAUGGCAAGUUCAUCGAGGAGUUGAUCAAGAACUAUGAUGGAAAAGUGCAUGGUGACAAAGAUCCUUCUUUCAUGGAUGAUGCGAUAUUUGUGGAGUUGGUGCAUGCACUGAUGCGUUCACACAGCAAAGAACUCGAGGAGACUGUUGUAAAAACAGAGACGUCGGCAUCAGAAAAGCCAAAGGAGGAGGACGAAAAGAAAGAAACGUCCGAAGCUGCAAAGGAUGAUAGUACUGUGACUGCUGAAGCCGCAAAAACAGCUGCAGUUGAGGAGAAAAAGGAAGUGUCGUCUGCUGAUGCUACUGAGACCAAACCCAAGGUAGAGGAAGUUAAAGAGAAGCUGCCGUUUCCUACUCCUAUUAUAUUCCAAGCAAUUAGCGCCAACUUUCCGGACAAGGGUACCGCUCAAGAGCUAAAGGAGAAGUACAUUGAGCUGACUGAGCACCAGGACCCAGAGCGCCCGCAGGAGUGCACACCAAACAUUGAUGGCAUCAAGGCUGAGAGUGUUUCCCGUGAGCGCACUAUGCACUCAUUCCACACCCUCUUUUGUCGUCGCUGCUUCAAAUAUGACUGUUUUCUGCAUCGUCACCAUGUACAGGGUCUGCAAGGACAUGCUGGCCCAAAUCUGCAGAAGCGUCGCUAUCCAGAGUUGAAGACCUUUGCGGAACCCUGCAGCAAUGCCUGCUAUAUGCUAAUUGAUGGCAUGAAGGAAAAGCUGGCUGCUGACAGCAAAACGCCGCCUAUAGACUCCUGCAAUGAGGCCAGCUCGGAAGAUAGUAAUGACAGCAAUAGUCAGUUUAGCAACAAGGACUUUAGUCACGAGACUAGCAAGGAUAACGGCAUUGCUGUAAAUAGCGCUGAAAUCAAUUCAAUUAUGGCUGGCAUGAUGAAAAUCACCAGCACGCAAUGCGUCUGGACUGGUGCAGAUCAGGCGCUCUUUCGUGUGCUGCACAAGGUCUAUCUGAAGAACUAUUGCGCCAUUGCGCAUAACAUGCUAACCAAGACCUGUCGUCAGAUCUAUGAGUUUGCACAGAAAGAAGCUGCAGAGUUUAGCUUCGAGGAUCUGAGGCAGGACUUUACGCCGCCGCGCAAGAAGAAGAAGAAGCAACGCUUAUGGUCGCUGCAUUGUCGCAAAAUUCAGCUCAAGAAGGACUCCUCCUCGAAUCAUGUGUACAAUUACACACCCUGCGAUCAUGCCGGCCCCUGUGACAUGAACUGUUCCUGCAUUCAAACGCAAAACUUUUGCGAAAAGUUUUGCAACUGCAGCAGCGAUUGUCAGAAUCGUUUCCCUGGUUGUCGCUGCAAGGCGCAGUGCAACACCAAGCAGUGUCCUUGCUACUUGGCUGUGCGUGAGUGCGAUCCGGACUUGUGUCAGGCUUGCGGUGCGGAUCAAUUCAAGCUGCAGAAGAUAACAUGCAAGAAUGUGUGUGUGCAGCGAGGAUUGCACAAACACUUGCUAAUGGCGCCCUCGGACAUAGCUGGCUGGGGUAUUUUCCUCAAGGAGGGCGCGCAGAAAAACGAAUUCAUUUCCGAGUAUUGCGGCGAGAUUAUAUCGCAAGAUGAAGCGGAUCGUCGUGGCAAGGUCUAUGAUAAAUAUAUGUGCUCCUUUUUGUUCAAUUUGAACAAUGAUUUUGUAGUAGAUGCCACGCGUAAGGGCAACAAGAUACGCUUUGCCAAUCAUUCCAUCAAUCCCAAUUGUUAUGCCAAGGUUAUGAUGGUCACUGGCGAUCAUCGCAUAGGCAUCUUUGCUAAACGCGCCAUACAACCUGGCGAGGAGCUGUUCUUUGACUAUAGAUACGGACCUACCGAGCAGCUCAAGUUUGUGGGCAUUGAACGUGAAAUGGAAAUUGUUUAAUGCAUUUAUAUACUUACACUACAAUACAAUAUACUACAAAAACUUAUAUCAAGCUAAACGGACUUUGCUACAU
This is a messenger RNA of Drosophila busckii, 2393 nucleotides long. RefSeq names its product histone-lysine N-methyltransferase E(z) (gene E(z)). The transcript has 8 exons. Bases 77 to 2320 code for a protein of 747 amino acids. Gene Ontology annotation, molecular function: histone H3K27 methyltransferase activity; protein binding. Gene Ontology annotation, biological process: chromatin remodeling. The record is from RefSeq and is a predicted model, not a curated record. NCBI's taxonomy places the organism in Eukaryota, Metazoa, Arthropoda, Insecta, Diptera, Drosophilidae.